Messenger RNA from Carlito syrichta (Philippine tarsier), 5663 nucleotides. RefSeq names its product mitogen-activated protein kinase 8 interacting protein 3 (gene MAPK8IP3). Gene Ontology annotation, biological process: vesicle-mediated transport. The record is from RefSeq and is a predicted model, not a curated record. Gene Ontology annotation, cellular component: cytoplasm. Gene Ontology annotation, molecular function: JUN kinase binding; kinesin binding; signaling receptor complex adaptor activity. Bases 164 to 4177 code for a protein of 1337 amino acids. The transcript has 32 exons. Lineage: Eukaryota; Metazoa; Chordata; Mammalia; Primates; Tarsiidae.
CCGGCGAGUGAGUGACGGGCGCAGCUUCGGCCCCGGCACGACGAGUCCUGAGGCAACCGCAGCUGCGGGAGGCGACUGGCCGCGGCCUGAGGUUCCCAAGGCAGCCGGGCGGGCCGGUUCUCCGGCAGGACAGCUAGCCGCGCUGGCGGCGGCGGUGGCCACGAUGAUGGAGAUCCAGAUGGAUGAGGGCGGCGGCGUGGUAGUGUACCAGGACGACUACUGCUCCGGCUCGGUGAUGUCGGAGCGGGUGUCAGGCCUGGCGGGCUCCAUCUACCGCGAGUUCGAGCGCCUGAUCCACUGCUACGACGAGGAGGUGGUCAAGGAGCUCAUGCCGCUCGUGGUGAACGUGCUGGAGAACCUGGACUCGGUGCUCAGCGAGAACCAAGAACACGAGGUGGAGCUGGAGCUGCUGCGUGAGGACAACGAGCAGCUGCUCACCCAGUACGAGCGCGAGAAGGCGCUGCGCAGGCAGGCCGAGGAGAAAUUCAUUGAAUUUGAAGAUGCCUUGGAACAAGAGAAGAAAGAGCUUCAGAUCCAGGUGGAGCACUAUGAGUUUCAGACACGCCAGCUGGAACUGAAGGCCAAGAACUAUGCAGAUCAGAUUUCCCGGCUGGAGGAGCGAGAGUCGGAGAUGAAGAAGGAGUACAAUGCCCUGCACCAACGGCACACAGAGAUGAUACAGACCUACGUGGAGCACAUCGAGAGAUCCAAGAUGCAGCAGGUCGGGGGAAACAGCCAAACUGAGAGCAGCCUGCCUGGGCGGAGCAGGAAGGAGCGCCCCACCUCUCUGAAUGUCUUCCCCCUGGCUGACGGCAUGGUACGUGCACAGAUGGGGGGCAAGCUUGUGCCUGCGGGGGACCACUGGCACCUGAGUGACCUCGGCCAGCUGCAGUCCAGCUCCAGCUACCAGUGUCCACAAGAUGAGAUGUCUGAGUCAGGCCAAUCCUCCGCAGCUGCCACACCCAGCACCACGGGCACCAAGUCCAACACACCCACGUCUUCUGUGCCCUCGGCUGCGGUCACACCCCUCAAUGAGAGCCUGCAGCCCCUGGGGGACUAUGGCGGUAGCACAAAGAACAGCAAGCGAGCCCGGGAGAAGCGAAACAGCCGCAACAUGGAAGUCCAGGUCACCCAGGAGAUGCGCAACGUCAGCAUAGGCAUGGGCAGCAGCGACGAGUGGUCUGACGUUCAAGACAUUAUUGACUCCACUCCAGAGCUAGACAUGUGUCCGGAGACCCGCCUGGACCGCACAGGAAGCAGCCCAACCCAGGGCAUCGUGAACAAAGCUUUUGGCAUCAACACCGACUCCCUGUACCAUGAGCUGUCGACGGCAGGGUCUGAGGUCAUCGGGGACGUGGAUGAAGGGGCCGAUCUCCUAGGGGAGUUCUCAGUGCGCGAUGAUUUCUUUGGAAUGGGCAAAGAAGUGGGGAAUCUGCUGCUGGAGAACUCACAGCUUCUAGAAACCAAAAACGCGUUGAAUGUGGUGAAAAAUGACCUCAUUGCCAAGGUUGACCAGCUGUCUGGGGAGCAGGAGGUACUGAAGGGUGAGUUGGAGGCUGCCAAGCAGGCGAAAGUCAAGCUGGAAAACCGCAUCAAGGAGCUGGAGGAGGAGCUGAAGAGAGUGAAGUCAGAGGCCAUCAUUGCCCGCCGCGAACCCAAAGAAGAGGUGGAGGAUGUAAGCAGCUAUCUCUGUACAGAAUUGGACAAAAUCCCCAUGGCCCAGCGCCGCCGCUUUACACGGGUAGAGAUGGCCCGCGUGCUCAUGGAGCGAAACCAGUACAAGGAGCGACUGAUGGAGCUGCAGGAGGCCGUGCGGUGGACCGAGAUGAUCAGGGCAUCCCGAGAGCACCCAUCUGUCCAGGAGAAGAAGAAGUCCACCAUCUGGCAGUUUUUCAGCCGCCUCUUCAGCUCCUCCUCCAGCCCCCCUCCGGCCAAGCGGUCCUACCCUUCAGUGAACAUCCACUACAAGUCACCCACCACAGCCGGCUUCAGCCAGCGCCGCAGCCAUGCCAUGUGCCAGAUCUCAGCAGGCAGCCGGCCCCUGGAGUUCUUCCCUGAGGACGACUGCACAUCCUCUGCCCGGCGAGAGCAGAAGCGUGAGCAGUACCGCCAGGUGCGUGAGCACGUGCGCAAUGACGACGGGCGACUGCAGGCCUGCGGCUGGAGCCUGCCAGCCAAGUACAAGCAGCUGAGUCCCAACGGGAGCCAGGAGGACACACGAAUGAAGAAUGUGCCGGUCCCUGUGUACUGCCGCCCUCUGGUGGAGAAGGACCCGACCAUGAAGCUGUGGUGUGCUGCCGGGGUCAACCUGAGUGGGUGGAAGCCUAACGAGGAUGACUCUGGGAAUGGAGUCAAGCCAGCGCCAGGUCGCGACCCCCUGACCUGCGACCGGGAAGGGGACAGCGAGCCCAAGAGCAACCACACAUCUCCUGAGAAGAAGAAGGCCAAGGAGCUCCCUGAUACAGACGCCACCUCCAGCCGGGUGUGGAUCCUCACCAGCACCCUAACCACCAGUAAGGUGGUGAUCAUUGACGCCAACCAGCCAGGCACCAUUGUGGACCAGUUCACGGUCUGCAAUGCCCAUGUUCUGUGCAUCUCCAGCAUCCCAGCGGCCAGCGACAGCGACUACCCCCCUGGGGAGAUGUUCCUGGACAGUGACGUGAACCCAGAGGACUCCGGCACUGAUGGCGUGCUGGCUGGCAUCACCCUGGUGGGCUGUGCAACCCGUUGCAAUGUGCCACGUAGCAACUGCUCCUCCAGGGGGGACACUCCUGUGCUGGAUAAGGGGCAGGGAGAGGUGGCUGCUGUUGCCAAUGGGAAGGUCAACCCGUCCCAGUCCACAGAGGAGGCCACAGAAGCCACAGAGGUUCCAGACCCUGGACCCAGUGAGCCAGAGGCAGCUGCAGUGCGGCCCGGGCCCCUCACGGAGCAUGUCUUCACUGACCCAGCUCCCACCCCACCCUCCAGUGCCCUGCCUGGCAGUGAGAACGGGCCGGAGCCUGACAGCAGUGGUGCACCACCCGAGCCAGAGCCCAGCGGGGACCCCAUGGGAGCAGGCAGCAGUGCUGCACCCACCAUGUGGCUGGGAGCCCAGAACGGCUGGCUCUACGUGCACUCUGCUGUGGCCAACUGGAAGAAGUGUCUGCACUCCAUCAAGCUGAAGGACUCCGUGCUGAGCCUGGUGCAUGUCAAAGGCCGUGUGCUGGUGGCUCUAGCAGAUGGAACCCUGGCCAUCUUCCACCGAGGCGAAGAUGGCCAAUGGGACCUGAGCAACUACCACCUGAUGGACCUGGGCCACCCACAUCACUCCAUCCGCUGCAUGGCUGUAGUGCAUGACCGUGUCUGGUGUGGCUAUAAGAAUAAGGUGCACGUCAUCCAGCCCAAGACCAUGCAGAUUGAGAAGUCGUUUGACGCCCACCCGCGGCGGGAGAGCCAGGUGCGGCAGCUGGCAUGGAUCGGCGACGGCGUGUGGGUGUCCAUUCGCCUGGACUCCACCCUGCGGCUCUAUCACGCCCACACGCACCAGCACCUGCAGGACGUGGACAUCGAGCCCUACGUCAGCAAGAUGCUGGGCACUGGCAAACUGGGAUUCUCCUUCGUGCGCAUCACGGCGCUGCUCAUUGCGGGCAACCGCCUCUGGGUGGGCACCGGCAAUGGAGUCGUCAUCUCCAUCCCCCUGACCGAGACUGUGGUCCUGCACCGAGGCCAGCUCCUGGGGCUCCGAGCCAACAAGACAUCCCCCACCUCUGGGGAGGGAGCCCGCCCAGGGGGCAUUAUCCACGUGUACGGGGACGACAACAGUGACAAGUCAGCCAGCAGCUUCAUCCCCUACUGCUCCAUGGCCCAGGCCCAGCUCUGCUUCCAUGGGCACCGCGAUGCUGUCAAAUUCUUCGUCUCGGUGCCAGGGAAUGUGCUGGCCACUCUCAAUGGCAGCGUGCUUGACAGUCCGUCUGAGAGCCCAGGGCCCACCGCCCCUGCCUCCGAAGUCGAGGGCCAGAAGCUGAAGAACGUGCUGGUGUUGAGCGGUGGGGAAGGCUACAUCGACUUCCGCAUCGGGGACGGAGAGGAUGACGAGACUGAAGAAGGCACGGGGGACGUGAGCCAGGUGAAGCCCAUGCUGUCCAAGGCGGAGCGCAGCCACAUCAUCGUGUGGCAGGUGUCUUACACCCCCGAGUGAGCCACCACCUUGCCCUGCCUGAUGCCAACAUGUACAUAGGACCCCCCGCCCACCUGCGUCCCCGCCUGCAGGGCAGCCAGGCGCCCAUCCGCCCUUCUUCUAACCUCUCAACCUGCAGCUUUCACCUGAGCCCGGCCCCCAUCCAGCUGGCAGGGAAUACAGGGAUGUGGGUCAGCUGGGAGGAGGGGAGGUAGCAUUUCUGCCUGAGAGGGGAAGACCCUCUUGGGGCACCCUUUCCUCAGCGGCUUCUGGCCAGCAUCCAGCCCAAAGUCCUCGAGUCCAGGACACCCUGGGCCAGAGCAAGGCGGGUCUGAGGUGACUGUGAGCAGGUGGCCCUGGUUCCACCCUGGGCUCCCCACUCCCUGGCAUCCCCAGAGCAGGACACGGGCUUCACACUGCUGAGUCUUCCCGCCCUGAGCCCACCUGCCUCUGCAUGCUGCCUGCAGGGUUCCACCCUGCCUAAGGGAGCCAGGCCAGUGACGAGCCUUUGCCCAGGGAGGCACGCUCAGCCUGCCCGGGUGCCUGCACCCAGCUAGCCUUCUCUGGGGCUUCCCCUAUCCCCAAGCUUCUGUUCCCUCAGCCCCCACCCUGGCUUCCCCCCUGCUUAGGGGUCUGGCAUGAAAGCGCAGGCCAGGAUCCCUGGGGUAGCUGCUUGAGAAGACAAAACCAGCUACCCCUUUUCCCUGGAGCCCGUGGUCGUCCCCAGUGUGGGUGGGCUCUCACCAGUUCCCUCCCUGACCCAUGUCCCCCAGGCUCUACCUGGGCAGAAGACUUACCUUGGAGGAGCAGAAGCCCUCCCAGAAGCCCCUAGAGUGGAAUUUCUCAGGCCGCCAGGGCAGGCCCAGGCUUCAGGAAGAAGGGGAGGCCCCUGGCCUCUCCUGGGGUCGGUCCUAGGACGCAGGCUCAGCCUCAGGUUGAUGGGGGAUGGUGUGCUCCAGGGGCCUGCCUCCUGCACGUCCCAGACACGCUACUAAGUGCCUAGGGUUGCCUGCUGUGGCCUGCUCCCAGAGAGUAGUUGACAAGAGGCUGCUGAGCAAAGCCCGGAGGGCUAGAAGCGGAGCCAGCCUGGCUCUAGGCACAUAGGGCAGGUGCCACCCUGGAUUCCCUCCCAGGGUGGACGGGCUUUGGGGCCUACUCCCACCUUCCAGGCCAGGCCUUACUCUGCUCUGGGAGGCCCCAGUCAGGGCAGCCCAGCCCCUCAGCCUGCCCCUCCCACCAGAGAAGCACAGAUCUCGGGGAGCUGUCCCAUGAGUCCAGCUGGCCACCACAGGCUGCAGCCAUGUGCAGCUGCAGGCUUCUCCCCACCACCCUACCACCUCCACUGUGAUGUAUGUCAGGUCCCUCGUCUGUUCCCACGGGUUGUGAAGUGACUUGGGGGUGAGCCAGGUGGGGGCAGCUGGGGAAGGGUGACGAUUCUCCUCAGGCUUUGGCCCUGCAAGUGAACCCACAUAUCUGCUCUGUAUGUAAUAAACGUCUUAACGUCGUA